GCCUCCAAGCCGCGCGCCUUUCUCCCAACCAUCGGCUUUGGCCGCGCGUUCUCGACCAUGACCACGGAGCUCCAGAGCCUCCUCGACACGUUCGCGAGGCGCCGUCCAUCGCGGCCUUCGACGCCUACUGCGCGGCCUACCUCGACCCCUUCGUCGCGGCCUGCGGCGCCCUCGGGUCGCCCGAGGCGGCGGCCUGCGGCGACGUCGUCGCCGAGGGCUGGGCCGCGAUGCGCGCGUUCCUCGUCGCCGCGUCCCAGUCGAAAAAACCGGCGAACUUCCCCGCGGACUGCAUGCCCCUGCUCAAGCCGGCGCAGGAGGCCAUGGCCAAGGCGUCCAAGGCCGUGGGCCGCGGCGACUGGGAGUGCCACCAGAAGACCGUCUCCGAGGGCCUCCAGUGCCUGAGCUGGCUCGUCGUCGUCCCGGCGCCGCGCGACGUCAUCGAGAGCUACAUCGGCGGCCAGGACUUCUGGGCGAACAAGAUCCGCGUCAAGUACAAGAAGACGGCGCCGGCGCAGACGGCUUUCUGCGACACCUUCAAGAAGCUCAUCCAGGAGCUCAUGCCCUACGUAAAGGAGCACCACAUGGCCGGCGUGACGUUCAACCCCAAGGGCGGCGACCUCGCGGCCUUCGCGGGCGCGCCCGCGCCGGCGCCGAAGACGGCCGCCGCGCCCGCGGCGGCGCCGGCGGCGGCCGGCGGCGGCGCGAAGGCGGGUUUGGGCGCGGCGCUCGCGGGGCUCCAGGGCGCGAACGACCUCCAGUCCAAGGGCCUGCGCAAGGUCACGGACGACCAGAAGACCUACAAGAAGGAGUACGCCGGCGGCGCGGCGCCGGCGCCCAAGGCCAAGCCCAAGGUCGUGGCCCGGAAGCAGACGGUGACCAAGGGCGAGCCGAAGAAGACGCUCGUGGGCAAGAAGUGGCUCGUCGAGAACCAGACCAAGGACUGCGGCGUCGUCACGGUAGACCUCGACGCCGCCGAGGGCCACAAGUUCACGAUCUACGUCGUGGCGUGCUACGAGGCGACGAUCGUCGUCAACGGCAAGUGCAACUCCGUCACGGUGGACGCGUGCGCGAAGUGCCAGGUCGUCUUCGACUCGUGCAUCUCGUCCUUCGAGGUCGUCAACUCCAAGUCCAUGAAGGUCCAGGUCCGCGGCACCUGCCCCUCCGUCGCCAUCGACAAGACCGACGGCAUCCUCACGUACCUGAGCAAGGACACGCUCCCGAUCACGUCCUUCCUCACGUCCAAGUCCAGCGACAUGCAGGUCUCCUUCCCCGACGACAACGACGACAUGGUCGAGGCGCCCAUCCCCGAGCAGUUCCAGCACAAGGCCUGCCUCAAGGACGGCAAGCCCAGCCUCACGACGGACGUGUCCGACCUCUACUCCCACUGAGCCGCCGCCGCGCCCCCCGCCCCGCGACGUGAGACGUUAGACGCUGAACGUCC
Molecule: messenger RNA, 1441 nt
Organism: Aureococcus anophagefferens
Lineage: Eukaryota; Pelagophyceae; Pelagomonadales; Pelagomonadaceae
Exons: 2
Coding region: 228-1388 (386 amino acids)
Biological process (GO): cytoskeleton organization; regulation of adenylate cyclase activity
Cellular component (GO): cytoplasm
Molecular function (GO): actin binding; adenylate cyclase binding
Source: RefSeq, a predicted model, not a curated record